Molecule: messenger RNA, 651 nt
Organism: Aspergillus calidoustus
Lineage: Eukaryota; Fungi; Ascomycota; Eurotiomycetes; Eurotiales; Aspergillaceae
Source: the annotation of a GenBank genome assembly
AUGACCGAGCGCAAAAGAUACCUCGGCGCGGAUGACUUCAAUCAAGGCCUUCGCGCUCUCGAUCGUCAAAUGGGUCGCAGCGCCUGGCUCACUGCAUUCGCGCCGAUCAGACUCGUCUCCGCCGGGGUAUUUCUUGCAGUGACCUAUCUCAAGAAUCGCGACAGCACGGGUGAUAUAGACUACUUGAUCGAACCGGAAUUCGCUCAGGACAAGGACAUCCAAUAUGCCCUAAAGGAGGCCGUCGCUUCCGUAGCAGAACAGCUUGCCUACAACGAUGAUUGGAUCAAUGAGGCGAUGGCCAUCUUUGUCACCAAGGAAGCACGAGAGUCUCUGUUUGAGCAGGCUGAGAAGCAGGAUAUUAUACUGUUCAAGGGAGAAAACCUCGAAAUCCUUGCUGCGCCACUCGAAUGGUCUCUUGAACGUAAGCUACGGAGAAUCUAUACUGGGAACCGGGACCGAAAGGCGCAAUUGGAUAUGGCUGAUGCAGUUGCCCUUUUGAAGCAGUUGAGAGAAAGGAAUAAAGGUCCACUCAAUGCAGAAUCCAUCCGAACGAUGAAUCUCAACGGAUUCGAUGUGAGCCCUGAUUAUGGGACCAUGCAGCGAGUGGCCGAUGCCUAUCGCAGCACAUAUAACGAGGAGAUCUUCAACUAG